CAUGUAAAUGCAUAAGAGAAAACAUUUACAAAGUGAAAGCAUGUAGUUUUGAACAGGUUGUAAUGGUCUGGGUGUACAUUUCUUUAAGACCCAUGUUUGGGGUUUCCCUGAGCCUUGCAUUCGUGGGGAGACUGAAGGUUACAAGGUGAGUAACAACAGCAGCACUGUGGAGGUAUUGUAUGAUGAUGAUGAUGAUGAUGAUAAGAAUAACUACAUGGAGAUGUGACACCAGGUUUAGCAGUGUCCUGAGGAAGCCAACACCAAGACACAGCAGACAAGGACACAAGGGGUACAGGUGAGUGUGCAUGUAAGUGAUACAGGUGAGUGUUUGAGCGCAGGUUACUUGAAUAGGAGAUUGUGGAAGAUCAGAGGAGUAUCACAGGAGAUCGCUGGAGCACAGGGAAGUAUCAAAGUAGAUCUCUGGAGCACAGGGAGGUAUCAAAGUAGAUUGCUGGAGCACAGGGAAGUAUCAAAGGAGAUCGCUGGAGCACAGGGAGGUAUCAAAGUAGAUCGCUGGAGCACAGGGAGGUAUCAAAGGAGAUCGCUGGAGCACAGGGAAGUAUCAAAGGAGAUCGCUGGAGCACAGGGAGGUAUCAAAGUAGAUCGCUGGAGCACAGGUAGGUAUCAAAGUAGAUCGCUGGAGCACAGGGAGGUAUCAAAGUAGAUCGCUGGAGCACAGGGAGGUAUCAAAGUAGAUCGCUGGAGCACAGGGAGGUAUCAAAGUAGAUCGCUGGAGCACAGGGAGGUAUCAAAGGUGAUCGCUAGAGCACAGGGAAGUAUCAAAGUAGAUCGCUGGAGCACAGGGAGGUAUCAAAGUAGAUUGCUGGAGCACAGGGAGGUAUCAAAGUAGAUUGCUGGAGCACAGGGAGGUAUCAAAGUAGAUCGCUGGAGCACAGGGAAGUAUCAAAGAAGAUCACUGGAGCACUAGGGAAGUAAAGUACAUCACUGGAGCACAGGGAAGUAUGUAACAAGUAUUUAACAAGUAUGUUUUCUAUAUGUAACAAAAACUGUAGUAUUACUUCUAAAAAAAAAAUGCAGUAAUCUUUUGUAAGGGCUAUUUUUGACAGCUUGCAGCCCCAGUUUUCAUUUACUUUCAUUGUAUGGAAAAGAGCAGUUUUGACAUUCUGCCUAACAUUUACUUGCUUCUACAAUUAAUAAAGAAAGUCGGGUUUGGAAUUACAUUAAAAUAAGUACUAAUUAAAAUUUUUGGAUGUUAUUCUUGGAUAAUACGACCCUGCUUGGGGACCUUUAUUUUGAAGGCGAGUCACCCACUCGCAGUGUUUGGCUUCACGCUCUGCGCUGACGUGUGAGAUGCCUGGAGAAUAAAAACAUUGCCGGUUGCUCACAGGACCUUAUUUCAGCCCUAAGAGGUCUUCAUAGGACCAUGGGGGGAAAUACAGGUGUGUUUGGAGCAGCUGAGUUCAUAUCAGACCUCUGUCACACAAAUGUAGACAGACCAUUUCCUGUGUGGCAGAAUGGCACCAUCAGUCCCUGUGUCAACCAGCUUUUGUUGGGAUCACUGUCACAUGCUGUUAUUGCCAUCAUCAGUGCCUGUUACAUUAGUGUGCCCAGACUUACCCAUAUUGUAUCCUCCCUUCCCAUUGGCUGGGGCUUCAGGACCGCAUCAACCAUGCUGUUGGCUCUCUUGUUUAUUGGAGACUUGGUCCUGGUUUUUAAGCUCCAGGCCUCAGACAUUUAUCUGGAUGUCUUAGCCGAUGGAUGUGGCAUACUGGCCUGGAUGGUUCAUUUUGGGGCCGUUUUGGCCUUACAAAGGACAGUGUACAGAAGGACUCGAGGUCCUGCUGUGCUUCCUGUGCUGCUUAUUCUCUCCAUCCCUAAUCUAGCUUUUAUCCUCACUGCCUACAUCCAAGAAAUCAAUCGUCUUGGACCCUCAGAGCCUCUGCAGGUUGUCCGUCUUGCUCUAACAGUAACCAGGGCUGCUCUGGUUCUGGUCUACUUGCUUGGUUAUAUCUUUCCCUGUUACAGAACUCAAAGGGACCUUCUGUCUUGUAAUGCAGAAGAUGUAGCUCCUUUGAUUGUCUCCUUUGAACCUGAUGAAGGGGUGACUGUAGCUGAGGAUGGCUGCAGCUGGCUGUCCAGGCUCCUCUACCUGUGGCUGAACCCUUUGCUGAAGCGAGGUAAACGUGGAGAGCUGGAGAGGCCAUGUGACGUCUUUCAGCUGCCACACCGACUACGUACCAAAGCAGUCAAUCUCCGGUUCUACCAGUGUUGGCAGAAAUGUCUCCAUUCAAGAGGUCAGGAAAAACCUGAGAGACUGGAUAGACUUCCAAGAGGAAACCUGCAGGACAACUGUUGGAGUGAGGCUGAGCCAGAGAGGAUAUGUGAAGGUGGAACACAACACGAUGUCAAACUUCUGCAAGUGUUGCACAAGGCCUUUGGUCUACGCUACUACCUGCUGGGUGUGUUGAAGUUAGUAGCUAGUAUGCUAGCUUUUGCAGGACCCCUGCUUCUCGGUGAAUUGGUGGGUUUCAUGGAGACAGAGGGGGCACCACUGAGCAAGGGUGUGUGGUGUGCCGUGGGGCUGUUUGCUAGUACCUUUCUUGCUGCCCUGCUGAGAAACGUCUUUGUUUAUGAAGUAUCAAAGGUUGCAUUAGAGGCUCGGGCUGCUGUGAUUUCCACCAUAUACAGCAAAGCUCUAAAAGUCAGUGCGUCUGCUCUGGCUCCCUUCAACAUGGGUGAGGUUGUCAACUUCAUGAGCACAGACACGGACCGUGUGGUGAAUUUCUUCAACAGCUUUCAUGAGGUUUGGAGUCUUCCCUUCCAGUUUGUCCUUGCACUUUACCUGCUUUACCUACAGGUUGGCGUGGCCUUCUUGGGCGGAGUGGGCGUGGCUGUGCUGCUCGUGCCUUUGAAUAAAGUCUUGGCCUCCCGAAUUCUGGAAAACAAUAAACAUAUGCUGCUACACAAGGAUGGGAGAGUGAAGCUAAUGACAGAAAUACUCUUUGGAAUUCGGGUCCUGAAGUACUAUAAUUGGGAGGAGCACUUCACUCAAAAGAUUGCGGAGGCCCGUAAAAAAGAGCUACAUCACCUGAAAGUUCUGAAGUACCUGGAUGCUGUAUGUGUGUACACCUGGGCUGCUCUGCCCGUGGUCAUCUCUAUCCUCACCUUCAUCACAUACGUCAUGCUGGGAAACAAUCUCACUGCUGCAAAGGUGUUUAGUACUCUGGCUCUUGUGGGAAUGCUCAUUCUUCCUCUCAAUGCCUUUCCCUGGGUGCUGAAUGGAACCCUGGAAGCUAAAGUGUCGUUAGACCGCAUUCAGCGCUUCCUCACGCUACAGGAUCAGGACCUCACUGUCUAUUACACUCAAGUGUGUCCUGAGGACCCUCUGUCAGCUGUUCAGAUGGACCAGGCGAGUUUCUCCUGGAAGCAGUCAGAGGAUCCAGAUUCUGUCAGUGUACCUGAUGACAAGACAGAGGAUGGAUCACCACCACGCAGCUUUUAUCUGCAUGCACUCAAUCUCAGUGUUGAAAAGGGCUCUCUGGUGGCUGUGGUGGGAAAAGUUGGUUGUGGGAAAAGUUCCCUGUUGGCCGCCAUAACAGGAGAACUUACCAGGUGUGGAGGGGAAGUAUCUGUUCAGAGAAGAGAGCAGGGAUUUGGAUUGGCCGUCCAGGAGCCGUGGAUCCAGCAUGCAACUGUGCAAGACAACAUUCUUUUUGGCAGGGACUUUGACAGCAUGUUCUAUCAAGCUGUGAUUGAGGCCUGUGCUCUUGCUGAUGACCUAAAUAUCUUGCCUGGUGGUGAUCAGACAGAGGUGGGAGAGAACGGUGUGACUCUGAGCGGAGGACAGAAAAGCCGCCUCGCUUUGGCCCGGGCUGUUUAUAUGGAUAAAGAAAUCUAUUUGCUAGAUGAUCCUUUAGCAGCCGUGGAUGCUGAUGUUGCCCACCAUCUCAUGGAGAAGUGCAUCUUGGGAAUUCUCAAAAACAAGACAAGAAUUCUUUGUACUCAUCGGAUAGAGUUUGUGGAUAAGGCAGAUGUGGUGGUGCUGAUGGACAAUGGGAUGAUUGUAAAAACAGGGACACCAAAUGAAGUCCUUUCUCUGGUAAAAGCCCCUAAAGACAGCAAGAACGACAGCAAUGCUAAGGAGAAAGAUGCUAUAGGCAGAGAGGAAGAGGAGGCUAAUGAGCCAGAGCUAGAAUCAGAGCUAAAGAUGUUUGGGGAGGAGCAGAAGCAAAUGGGCAAGCUGUCCUGGGCUGUGUACUGCUCCUAUUGGAGAGCAGUGGGUGGAUGCAUGGCUGUAGCUGUUCUGCUCUCCCUUUUGCUAAUGCAAGCCACCAAAAAUGUGUCCGACUGGUGGCUCUCUCACUGGAUUUCGCAUAUGAAGGACAAUACGACUAAGCUGGUGUCACUGUCAGCUGAUCCACUCUUAACUCUGACUUUCCUCUCUUCUGAGAGACUUAUAUUUCAUGCACCUGACAGAGGUUCAGAGGCUUCUGGAAAUAUGAGCUCUGAGCUGAAGUUUUACAUGACUGUGUAUGGAUCUCUGGCGGCAGCGAACACUGUAUUUACAGCUGCCCGUGCGUUUCUCUUUGCCUAUGGAGCAAUCUGUGCUGCUACUGUCGUUCAUAAGAGACUUCUGUCUAGUGUGCUUAAGGCCACUAUGACGUUUUUUGACACUACACCCUUGGGUCGUAUCCUGAAUCGAUUUUCCUCAGAUAUUUAUAGUGUGGAUGACUCUCUCCCCUUUGUCUUAAACAUCCUCCUGGCAAAUGUGUUUGGGCUGCUUGGGAUGCUUGUUGUCAUGACCUAUGGGCUGCCUUGGGUGCUACUUCCUUUGGUUCCUCUGGGGGUUCUCUACUACCAAACUCAAUGUUUUUAUCGUCACUCGUCCCGUGAACUGAAACGCCUGUGUAGCCUCACUCUCUCUCCAGUUUAUUCACACUUCUCAGAAACCCUCAGCGGCCUUUCCACAGUGCGGGCCAGUGGACACACUACCAGAUUUGAGGAGGAGAAUGAGAGGCGUCUAGAACAGAAUCAGCGAUGUCUCUUCAACAGUAAUGCUGCCAUGCAGUGGCUGGACAUUCGGCUCCAGAUGAUUGGUGUUACCGUAGUAACUGGCAUUGGCGUGAUCGCUGUGAUCCAGCAUCAGCUCAAAUCCAUCGAUCCAGGUCUGGUAGGUCUGUCUCUGUCCUAUGCACUAUCCAUCACCAACCUGCUGUCAGGACUGAUUUUCAGCUUUGCGCAGACCGAGAUGCAGUUGGUGACCAUUGAACGUACCGAAGAGUAUUCCACCAACAUCCCGCAGGAGCCUCAACAAGCCAGCAUUGAGGUUCUAGACUCGUGGCCUGAAAAGGGCAGAGUUGAGUUUGUGGGUGCAGUGUUGGUGUACCGGCCAGGUUUGCCCAACGCUCUUGAUGGGGUCAGCUUGGAAGUAUUACCAGGUGAGAGGGUUGGCAUAGUGGGGCGUACAGGCUCAGGGAAAUCCUCGUUGUUCCUUGCCCUAUUCCGUAUGGUGGAACUAAACCAGGGUCAAAUACUGUUGGAUGGAGUUGACAUCAGCUCGGUCAGGCUUAGUAACUUACGAUCAAAGCUGGCCAUCAUCCCUCAGGAUCCCUUCCUCUUCUCUAGCUCAGUGCGAGAGAACCUUGAUCCCCAUGGCCAUCAUCCAGACUUCCGGUUGCUAGAUGUUCUUGAGCAGUGCCACCUGGGAGAUGUAGUACAGAGGAUAGGUGGCCUGGAUUCAGAGGUUGGAGAGAGGGGAAAGUCUCUGUCUGUGGGCCAAAGGCAGCUGCUGUGUCUUGCUCGUGCUCUGCUCACAGAAGCUAAUAUUUUAUGCAUUGAUGAGGCCACAGCAAGUGUCGACCAGAAGACUGACAUGCUUCUACAAAAAACUAUCAGAGAAAAAUUCAAGGAUAAAACAGUUCUUACCAUCGCCCACAGACUGAAUACAAUCAUGGACUCUGACAGAGUACUGGUGAUGCAUGCUGGGAAGGUGGUGGAGUUUGACAGCCCUGCUGCUUUGUGCCAAAGAGAGGACUCUGUUUUUCAGAAACUCUCACGUGGAGGGGAAGAACAAGUUUAAAAUACUGUAUUUUCAGAAAAGAAUGUUGUUGGAGUCUGAUGAAUGGCUAUCGCAUAUGUGCAAAUACCUGCAGUUUAUUAUCAUGUUUUGCCAUGUAGAACAAUGUAAAACUCAGGGAAAAUGGUUUGUUUUAUAAAUGGUCACAUUUGUAAGGAUGAAAAUGUAAGUCUGUCUUAGAAGUAAAUGUUUGGUGUUUUUUUUAAGUUAUUUGUCUGUUUCAGGUUUUUAUAUAUAUAUAUAUAUAUAUAUAUAUAUAUAUAUAUAUAUAUAUAUAAUCUUUAAUUCAUUGGUUUUCAAGAGGAUCUGCUUAAAGUAAUUUUUUCCCUCUUUGAACAGGUAAAAAAAAAAAUAUUUUUUCCAUUCUUGCAAACUUAGGUGUGAGAGUCUCACUGCGUUCUAAUAUUCAGUUCUGUGGUUUGAACACAUUAUCUCUUCUGAGAAUUCACAAUGCAUAAUUGGUUUCAUUAAAGGUGUGAACGUUCGUAAUAAGCCAUCUCCACCCAGAUAACAUGAGUGAGAUUGACUACACCUUGUACAGUUUCCCAACUCAUGAGUCAUAUGGGAGUACAUGUGUGCAUAGUUAAAACUUUAACCCAUUCCUUUUGAUUUCCUCCCGUCAGUCUAGAAUUAGGGAGAGGUUUGUUAUUGUUAUGUCACCCUGCCUCCAAUACAGAACAGUCAGUGAUGCUGAAGCUUUACAAGGUAUGUGUUUGGCCAGAUCUGUGAGCUUGAGGUUAAACCAGUUUUUCCACUCUUGAAGUGUAUUACUUUCUGCAAUGAGAAUUCCAUAAACAGUAGGAAGAGAACAGAGGUAAACACGGUCUCAUCCUGUGGAAACUGUCUUCAGCAUAGCACAUUAUCACUGCUGAUACCGAACAAGGAUUUAAAAGCUCAUGGGAUACAAGGUAAGGCUUUUCUUUGCUGUUAAAGUUUGCAGCGGUAAUUUUGACCUUAUUAUUUUGUGUAAAAAGUCUGUAUAGUACUGAAAGUAAAGUUUGAAUGUGCAUCUGUUUCUGUUAUGAAUGACUGACUAUGCAGCGCUUGCACAUGUUAUGCUGAUUUAAUCAUGUUUUUACUGUAGUUUAUGAAUGGUGAAAUGUAUUCAUAUUACAAAUUGCAUUUAAGUUGUAUAUUAAAAUAAGUAUUGCACAGG
Messenger RNA from Ctenopharyngodon idella (grass carp), 7193 nucleotides. RefSeq names its product ATP-binding cassette, sub-family C (CFTR/MRP), member 10 (gene abcc10). Gene Ontology annotation, molecular function: ABC-type transporter activity; ATP hydrolysis activity; ATP binding. The coding region runs from base 1385 to 6040 and encodes 1551 amino acids. Gene Ontology annotation, cellular component: membrane. The transcript is spliced from 23 exons. Gene Ontology annotation, biological process: transmembrane transport. The record is from RefSeq and is a predicted model, not a curated record. Lineage: Eukaryota; Metazoa; Chordata; Actinopteri; Cypriniformes; Xenocyprididae.